Trichoderma reesei QM6a is the source of this 909-nucleotide messenger RNA. RefSeq lists its product as uncharacterized. NCBI's taxonomy places the organism in Eukaryota, Fungi, Ascomycota, Sordariomycetes, Hypocreales, Hypocreaceae. The record is from RefSeq and is a predicted model, not a curated record. The transcript has 3 exons. The coding region runs from base 1 to 909 and encodes 302 amino acids.
AUGGCUUCCUCGGCCCAAGACAUUGUGAGAAUUCUGCAUGCCGCUGGGGGUUUCAUCCCCGAUGUCGACAGCAGCGAGUAUUAUGUCGUCGUUGAAGAGAGCAACGAACUGAGCGAAAUGCACUGGUUCGGAUCCCAGCUCGCCGGUGAGACCUUUAUCGCAUCGGAGAUCAGGGCUCAUUCGCCUGCUGUCUAUGCUGUCCAUGAUACUACACGGUCCGUCUUCUGCGUCGGCGAGAAUGAUGCGCUCAGGCUUUUCACGCUGUGGGAAGACGAGUGGCAUGAGGUCACCCUCACCGGAAGAGGAAAUAUCCUGGUGCAUCCCUCAAGCAGAAUGAGCGGAUGCGUUGAUGGCAGUGACACUCUGGUGUUUUUUGAGGACUACAAAGGCCAAAUACGAGGCAUUCGGGUCCAAGAGGAUGGAAGCUGGAAAUUCCUCCGCUCUCUUGAUGUGGCCUCUCAGCCGGGAAACCCUCAUCUUGCUCAGGUUCAGAAUGGUGUCGUUUACCUGAGUUACAUGAACCGAGACGGUUAUAUCCAUCAGGCAGGCAUAGGGAUCACAUCCAACUUCUACUCCGAUUCCCUUCUGCCGGGUGCAUUGUUCUCCGACACUCACAUCACGAACUUUAUUGUCAGCGUGCAGAAUAAGAAGAGGGAUGGGACUUCAAACGCGCCCGAUGAGCCGCAGGAUCAGGAAGAAUUCUACCUCCUCGCUUUGACUAAGAAAGAUAAGGACAAGGAGCCAGAGGAGCUAGAGUGCGUGGAUGGUAAUGGAAAGCGGACGCUAUUGGGCAGAAUUAUCCACGGCAUCUUUGUCUGGAUCUCAGACAAGGAGAGCAAUGGGUCUGCUAUCAAAGCUGCAACUGCUGCAGUGACGUCUGCUACGGGAAAACCCAAGAAGAGGAGGUAG